Rodentolepis nana is the source of this 987-nucleotide messenger RNA. The record is from the annotation of a GenBank genome assembly. Lineage: Eukaryota; Metazoa; Platyhelminthes; Cestoda; Cyclophyllidea; Hymenolepididae.
AUGAAUAACAAUUCAGAUUCUUUGCUUCCAUCCUCAUUAAGUAAGGUUGAGUCAAAUUCAAGGCUCACCAUUAAUAUUAAUCAAGCAAAUUUACCCCUUGGGCCAAGCUUGCUCCCUCCCUCAAUAAUACACCCACCAGUUACUGUGGAAAACAAACCGAACACUUGCGAACAGAAGAAUAUUCCCUCAACUCAAAUCGUUGAUAUUCCUCCCCCAAUGCCAUUGCCUUCCAUAUUUUCCUCCUCUUCCAAUCGGCCAAUAGGACAAAUGAGAUCGAGGUAUGUUCUUCCACCUCAGUUAUCUCACAGUCCUGUCCUAACAACAAGUGAGACCUUGCCAACUCCUCCAAUUCCCACUCCUAGCCAACCAGAAACUUCUUUUUCGUCAAUGACUGUUCUUCCCACUCCCUCCUUUUACAAUAUUUCUGAUCAAUCUGAAAGAGUUCAACAGCCAUCCGACACAACGUCCUCUCUCUCUGCAGUAAACGUAACACCAACACUUGCAGCUUUCAAUGCUCCUAAGUCAACUGAAAGUGAGCAACAAUCUACUUCAUCUUUCCCUACCAUGACUGUUCUUCCCACCCCGUCUUAUUUUGACGUAUCUGAAUCAAAUCAACCCAAACAACAGGAAGGAAUAUCUUGUGAUGAGACGUUUCCGCGAUGUGCUUAUGAAGCACCUUCGGCUCAUUGGUUCUACUCGACAAAGAAUGUCAAUCAUGGAAUUAUCUGGUGGCCUUUUAGUCUAUCUGACGCUCAGAAAUUGGAGAAUGCAGCGACAGCUGUCAAUCUACUUUCUGCUACCCAAAUAAGCGCCAACGCUCCGAAUACCGCAGUACCAGUUCGUGGUGGUCUCUAUGAUGUUUUUCUUCGCGAUCGCGUCUACAAACCCUGCUACUGGCCAGCUAAUGAAGAGGAAUCGGGCGAAGUUCGCCGAGUUACAUGGCUUUAUCGGUUAGUUUUUUUCGGCUUUUUUUCUCUUAACUUUUAA